Molecule: messenger RNA, 1029 nt
Organism: Penicillium hordei
Lineage: Eukaryota; Fungi; Ascomycota; Eurotiomycetes; Eurotiales; Aspergillaceae
Exons: 2
Coding region: 1-1029 (342 amino acids)
Biological process (GO): secondary metabolic process
Source: RefSeq, a predicted model, not a curated record
AUGGUCUCUCUACCAGACGUCCAGUCCUCAAAUUCCCAAAUCGCCACCACGCUCCCAGGUCUCGUGGCAGUCUUUGUAGGCGCAACAAAUGGCAUCGGCGAAGCAGCCCUAAAAGAAUUCGCCCGGUCAGCCCGAUCACCUCGCGCGUACUUCAUCGGCCGCUCGCAAGAAGCCGCAGCCCGCAUCACAGCCGAAUGCCGCCAGUUGAACCCGGAGGGAGAAUUCAUUUUCAUCCAAGCGGACGUUAGUCUAAUUCGGAACGUCGACGCGGCCUGUCGCGAGAUUCGGAGUAAGGAAAAGAGUAUCAACAUCCUCUUCCUUAGCUGUGGAACUAUUCGGUGCGGAGAAGAUACAUCCGAAGGCCUCCAUAUCAUGUCUGCAACUGGAUAUUACGCGCGAACACGAUUCAUCGCCAAUCUCCUCCCAAAUCUCAAACAAGCAACAAGUUUACGACGUGUCGUCAGUGUCCUAGCUGGCGGCCACGAAGGUCCCAUUGACAUAACCGAUUUCCAAGGAAAGACGAUGUCCAUGCUAAAGAUACGUGGACAUCUUGUGUCCAUGACUGAUAUGGCACUGGAAACACUGGCCGAGCAAGCGCCAGAAGUGACGUUUAUUAACGAUUACCCCGGUGCAGUUAAGACAGGGAUUGGACGCGAGUCGAAUACUCUGCUGGCCUGGUUUAUGACUAUCGUGCUUAUGAUUAUUGGGCCAUUAAUAUAUAUCCCGAUCCGGGAGUCCGGGGAGAGACAUCUAUUCUUCGCUACGAGUGCAAAGUAUCCUCCCCGUGCCCGUUCCGAUACCGCGGCGGAAGCUUCCUCUGGUGUGCCUUUGUCGGAGGGGGUUGAGGUUGCCAGUGGGACGGAUGGGAAGAUUGGGAGUGGGGUUUACAGUAUUCACUGGAGUGGGGAGCAUGCUGGUCCAAAGGUCGUUGAGUUGUUGGCUGGACUGCGCGAGCAGGGGAUGGCACAGAAGGUUUGGAAGCAUACGGUUGGGGAGUUUAAUAGAAUUGUAGGGUCGGCGGAUGUCUGA